This is a messenger RNA of Chara braunii, 781 nucleotides long. Lineage: Eukaryota; Viridiplantae; Streptophyta; Charophyceae; Charales; Characeae. The record is from the annotation of a GenBank genome assembly.
UGGCAUUGGCAUUAUGCGAGGAGCGCAUUCUUUCUCCAUCAUAAACACGAGUCUGCUUCAGGGUUUCCGUGUGGUAUAUACCGCUGCUGAUCCCUCCCCAUGCUCUCCAUCCGUUACAGUAACGUGUUUUAGAUGGGUCAGGAACGUCGUCUUCACCUCCGAGACGGGGUGUUCUUCUAUUUGGUGGAAGAUUCAUGGGCGAAUAGCAGUACUAUCAGCAACUAUCACGCGCAGUCUGUGCGCGGGGGUGAUCUGCGCGGCAUUUGCAGCUCUGGCGACGCACAGGCCAACUCCUCCGUGCUGACUCUGCAAUGGAUGUCUGAAAAUCUGAACGGCACUGCCGCAAGUGCUCCUUCCAGGAAAGUGGGCAGCGAGACAGCACUUCCUUACUUGGUGGCGUUCGAUCUGUCGCGGAAUGAGCGGUAUCUUGUGAUGCUCAGUGAUCGGGGCCUGGCAUUCGUCAGCACGACGGAUGGCUCCACAACCAGCUAUGAGUUCCCCGACUUCAACGUCAAUACCGGUGGACUCAAUCCUAACCGCACAAUUUUCUACGUGGGAAGAGAUGGCUGCCUUGAGUGCGCCGUCAUGGAUGGCGAGUCGCCGGGCAGCUUUGACAACGAUUUCAGAACACGAGCAUGCCGUGAUGGCGCCGAACUUGGCAGGGAAUUAACUCCUUCGGUCACCAAGGCUUUCUCCAAGACGGGAGCUACCUAUACGCUAGAGACCAAGCUCAGUUUACGAUUCUAGGUCUUAACGUAAUUAAUAAAUCUAUGGACCUGAU